GCGCGCCCGCUUUGUGAGGCUGCUUGUGUGGCGGAAGCGGAAGCGGCCAGGGGCGGGUUGCGCGGCAACCGGGACCGUUGGAGGCCCGAGGCGUUCGUGAGGCGAUUGGAGAGGCGGCGAACGGUCUUCGAGCGGAGUUCUCUGGAAUGUCCUCUUUUAUGGUGUCGAGGUGGGAAACUGUGUUCUAAGUCACCCCAAUGGAUGCAGAGAGCGAUGUUGCAUUAGAUAUUUUGAUCACCAACGUAGUCUGCGUCUUCCGAACAAGAUGCCAUUUAAACUUGAGAAAGAUUGCAUUAGAGGGAGCCAACGUGAUCUAUAAGCGUGAUGUCGGGAAAGUAUUAAUGAAGCUUAGGAAGCCCAGGAUUACUGCAACCAUUUGGUCCUCAGGGAAAGUAAUUUGCACAGGAGCCACAAGUGAAGAAGAAGCUAAAUUCGGAGCCAGACGAUUAGCUCGCAGUCUACAAAAGCUAGGUUUUCAGGUGAUUUUUACAGAUUUUAAAGUUGUGAACGUUUUAGCAGUGUGCAACAUGCCCUUUGAAAUCCGAUUGCCCGAAUUCACAAAAAACAACCGGCCACAUGCCAGCUAUGAGCCAGAGCUUCACCCUGCUGUGUGCUACAGAAUAAAAUCCCUCAGAGCGACUCUACAGAUUUUCUCAACAGGAAGUAUCACAGUGACAGGGCCAAACGUAAAGACGGUGGCUACGGCAGUGGAGCAGAUCUAUCCGUUUGUGUUUGAAAGCAGGAAAGUGAUUUUAUAAGCGGGCCCGUUCCUGGCGAGGCGAACUGAGGCAAGCACCUUUGCUAAGACUGCCGCAGGUUGGACUCUAAAGCAGAAUUGAGGGCAGAAAGAGAAAGGCCGCUGGACCAACUCAGCUGAGAAAAGAGGGAGAUGGAGAGCGGUGCCCAGCUUGGCCCCAGUGAGACACCCCCGUCCCUUUGGGGAUUUUUAUUUUGAACAGUGCUGUAUUGUAAAAAAAACAAAACAAAAAAACCACACAAAAGUUUACAAAGUUCAUGAAAAUUGCUGCUUUUUACAGGACGUUUCUAUUUAUUUCUGCAGUAAUUUCUGUGUGUUUGUAAGCGGAAUUUUGUCAUGAUAUGCACUAACUCUGGAAACACGUCGUUUAGGUUGGGCUUGUGUUUUUAUUAUUUGUGAAUAAAUUAGUCUUUUACAUUUUUUUUUGUACGCUGAUGACCGUUGGGCACCAAAGAAGCUUUAGAUGUUAACCUUUUUUUUUUUAAACCGGAAAAAAUGCACAAAAAAUAAUUAAAACAUCGACAAAACUUAUUCCCACUCCCUCACUUAUCCCUCUUCUGUUACAUUCCUCCUCCUUUUUUUUCUAUUAUCAGUUGUAUAUUAGUCACUAGAGCAGCGUUAGCGUAAUCCUUUGCUUCUCUUUUAUUCCUGUUUUUGUGCAUAAAGUGAUCCGUAGCAGGCUUAGGCUGAACUGAACGACAGAUAGGUUUGUAUUUUCCAGGUGCAGAACUCGUUUUAACUGCAGUAUAUUUGUAACUAAACGCCACAUUUGGGUGACUCUUCCUUUUGUGCUAAACACGAAUGUACUCUGCAGGCUUUCGUUGGCCGCUGUGUUCCUUGGCAAAGAGUUAAACAAGCACUUGGUCUUCUUUGUAAAAUCGCUCAAGUUGUACCCUGUUUGCAGUUCAAGUGUAAAGUUCGUUUGAUUUUAACGCUGUGUUGAGAAAUUACUUCUAGAGACUGAUGUAAACAUUCAGGAAAAAACAGAAGUAUUUUCCAUCACCUGAAAACUAUUUUUAAAGAUCUCUCCAUGUUUUUUUUGCCAAAUAUUGCGAUCGUAGUGUUAGUUAUUCUAGUUUAAAAAACGCUAACAAGCAAAAAAAGUAAAAGGAGAAGGAAAAAAAAAGCCCUUUUCCAGCUUUGGCGUGUCAUCUUGGAUCUUGGAGAAGCCAAUGUUGUGUGCUUUGGGCUCAUCUGCGCACGGAACAGAUGCGUAAAUUUUAAGUGAAACCAAUGCUACUCUUGCCAAUAAAUCUGUAAAAACCAGGCGGUGGGUCUUUCCCCCGCCGAAGCCUUCCAGAGGCGGAUGGAAAGUGGAUUUAGAUAUCGCAGAUAGUAUGCAUUCAGCUGCCAGUUUUGCACUUCGGAUUGAAAUAAACUCAGUGGAGUCCUGUAAAUAAAAGUUCUAUUGAAACCA
Anolis sagrei ordinatus is the source of this 2174-nucleotide messenger RNA. RefSeq names its product TATA-box binding protein like 1 (gene TBPL1). Gene Ontology annotation, biological process: DNA-templated transcription initiation. The record is from RefSeq and is a predicted model, not a curated record. Gene Ontology annotation, molecular function: DNA binding; general transcription initiation factor activity. Lineage: Eukaryota; Metazoa; Chordata; Lepidosauria; Squamata; Anolidae.